CUGCCUCUCUCCUAAGAAUUUGGUUAUAGUUCUUCUAGGGUUGUUUUCUUUCCAAUUAUAACCCUCUCUUCCUCUUCCUUUCUUUGCUAAUUCCAAUCCAUAACCAAAUAAGCUUCUCUCUCUCUCUCUCUCUCUCAUGUCGUCGUUUCAAGAACACGAGUUCGAACCAGACGACGACGUUGGCACCUCCGAUCUCAGCUCCUCCGAGGACAACAACAACAACAAUGGAUUCACAAACGUUUCGUCUAUGGAAGAUCAAAACCCACCGCCGGUUUUGAAGGAAGAACCGAUUGAUUCGGAACCCGAAUCACCGGAUCAAAAACCUAUCAACAUCAACAACCCGGAAUCGCAAACUCCGAUUGGCAUGGUGCCUCUGAUGCAGAUGCAACUACCCAUUCAAGUGGCGUCGCCGGUCGCCGCCGCGGCGCGGCGGUCGUCGACAAAGGACCGCCAUACGAAGGUGGAGGGGCGAGGGAGGAGGAUCCGAAUACCCGCGACUUGCGCCGCUCGGAUCUUCCAACUGACCCGGGAACUCGGCCACAAGUCCGACGGCGAGACUGUGCGGUGGCUUUUAGAACACGCUGAGCAAGCCAUCAUCGAGGCCACCGGUACCGGUACCGUACCGGCCAUCGCUGUCUCGGUCGGCGGUACACUGAAAAUCCCCACAACAUCAUCGACGGCGAAGCAGGAGGAGAUCGAAGGCCGAAAGCGGCGGCGAAGGGCGUCGAACAGCGAGUUUUACGACGUCGCCGGCACGAACGACGGCGUUUCUCAGACGGCGGGGCUGGCUCCUGUGGUCCCUGCGGCGGUUGCGCCGCCGCAAGGAUUGGUGCCGGUUUGGGCGGUGAGUAACGCCGGGAUGAUGAUUCCGUCGAACGCGUUCUGGAUGAUUCCGCCGCCGCCGCACACGGCGGCGAGACCGGUGGCGGGAUUGAAUCAGCCGCAGUUAUGGGCGAUUUCGCCGUCGGUGACGCCGGUUUUUGAUGUGUCAGCGAGGCCGAUCUCGUCGUUUGUGUCGGCGCCGCAGCCGGUGGGUGGUGGGGUGGAAAUUAGGGCCCCGUCGCCGGCGGUGUCGGGAGCGACGUUUGGGACGAAGAAGUCGAGUAUGGCUCCGGCGAGCGUGAGCUCUGGGAGCAACAACAAAGCUCAGAUGCUGAGGGACUUUUCUUUGGAGAUUUAUGAUAAAAAGGAAUUGCAGUUUAUGGGUCGAUCUGGGAAUCAACAAACACAGUCUACUUCUUGAAAAUCUUCAAGAGAGAGAGAGAGAGAGCACUGCUUCCAUUUCCGGCGACCUCUCUCCGAACACUGAUCUUUUUUUUUUUAUAAUUUGUUUUUGGUCGUGUUAGGAAUUAGUUUUUUUUUUUUUUGGGUGAAUAAACCUUAUGUGUUUAGGGUCUUCCAAAUGGAUGUUGAACAAAGGUUUCAACAUGACUUUUUAAUUAGGAGUUUAUUGUAAAGUGGAGUCAAAUUAAAAUAAUGUAUUUUUGACCGACUUGGGAGAAGUUGUGGAAAUAAGCCUUCUUAUUAUUGACUUCUUUUUUUGGUCGGUGGGUAUUAUAGAUUUAUGUUGAAAUUUUUAUUUA
This is a messenger RNA of Camellia sinensis, 1583 nucleotides long. Its product is annotated as transcription factor TCP19. Gene Ontology annotation, cellular component: nucleus. Lineage: Eukaryota; Viridiplantae; Streptophyta; Magnoliopsida; Ericales; Theaceae. The record is from RefSeq and is a predicted model, not a curated record. Gene Ontology annotation, molecular function: sequence-specific DNA binding; DNA-binding transcription factor activity.